AGCCGCGGUCGCGGCCGCUGUCAGCCUGUCCUGGGUGGGAAAGCUUCUCCGGCAGCAAGACAGCGUGACCCCCGCGCGCGGGGCCAGGCAAUUUAAGGGUCCGAAGCUAAGGAGCAUCACACCACCAUGUCACAUAACAACUCGGACUUCCAGGCUGCUUACAUCUUCAUAGAGGUGCUGAUUGCCCUUGUAUCCAUUCCUGGGAAUAUUCUGGUGAUCUGGGCUGUCAAAGUGAACAAGUCCCUCCAGGAUGCCACCUUCUACUUUAUUGUGUCUCUGGCAGUGGCAGAUGUAGCUGUGGGAGCACUUGUAAUUCCUCUUGCCAUUGUCAUCAACGUAGGACCACGCAUCCCUUUCUACAGCUGCCUGAUGGUGACAUGUCCUGUCCUCAUCCUCACAGAAAGCUCCAUCCUGGCAUUAUUGGCUAUUGCUGUGGAUCGCUAUCUCCGAGUCAGGAUUCCUAUCCGUUAUAAGAGUGUGGUGACCCCCAAACGUGCAGGGGUUGCUAUUGGAUUCUGCUGGCUGAUCUCCUUCCUUGUGGGGCUGACUCCUAUGUUUGGCUGGAAUGAACCGAAGACACAGCGAGAGUCAAACUCCAGCCAGUCAGACACUAUGGUUUGCAAAUUUGAGAAUGUCAUCAGCAUGGACUACAUGGUGUAUUUCAACUUCUUUGUGUGGGUAUUGCCUCCACUGGUCCUUAUGCUCGUCAUCUACCUGGAGGUCUUCAGGAUCAUUCGCAAGCAGCUCAACAAAAAGGUUGAAUCCAGCUCAACAUACCCAGAAAAAUAUUAUGGGAAGGAACUGCAAAUUGCCAAGUCUCUUGCCUUGGUGCUAUUCCUUUUUGCUCUGAGCUGGCUUCCUCUGCACACUUGCAACUGUGUCCGCUUAUUCUGCUCCACAUGCAAGAAUCCCACGACCCUCACCAAUAUUGCUAUAUUUAUGACUCAUGGGAACUCAGCCAUGAACCCCAUUGUUUAUGCAUUUAGGAUUAAAAAAUUCAGGACCGCAUUCCUGCGAAUCUGGAACCAGUAUUUUUAUUGCAAAGUGGACAAGAAUGCAAAUAAUAUUGGUAACACCGACAUUGCUAUUUAGGAGUUACGGACUGAGGUGUUUGGGGCUGCAGCCUUCAAACUGUACAGGAUGAUCUAUAAACAUUCCUUUCAUUGUCCAAAUGAUCUGGAUGGAGCAGGCAAAGCUCAGAGGCACCCAAGAGUAUUAUUUAUUACUUCUACUAGUAAUAUUCAUUGUAUCACUUGGUAUUCUAUGACCUGUUCUUAAAUUGAUACACAUUUAAAGGGGAAUUAUACCAACAAAAAACUGUAUCGUAUCUUUCGUUCCAAUAAAGAGGAAAUGAAUCUCA
This is a messenger RNA of Candoia aspera, 1360 nucleotides long. RefSeq names its product adenosine A1 receptor (gene ADORA1). The coding region runs from base 127 to 1092 and encodes 321 amino acids. Lineage: Eukaryota; Metazoa; Chordata; Lepidosauria; Squamata; Candoiidae. Gene Ontology annotation, biological process: G protein-coupled adenosine receptor signaling pathway. Gene Ontology annotation, molecular function: G protein-coupled adenosine receptor activity. The record is from RefSeq and is a predicted model, not a curated record. The transcript is spliced from 3 exons. Gene Ontology annotation, cellular component: dendrite; synapse; plasma membrane.